This is a messenger RNA of Salarias fasciatus (jewelled blenny), 2113 nucleotides long. It is a transcript of the gene hlfa, whose product is annotated as HLF transcription factor, PAR bZIP family member a. Lineage: Eukaryota; Metazoa; Chordata; Actinopteri; Blenniiformes; Blenniidae. Gene Ontology annotation, molecular function: DNA-binding transcription factor activity, RNA polymerase II-specific; RNA polymerase II cis-regulatory region sequence-specific DNA binding. Gene Ontology annotation, biological process: regulation of transcription by RNA polymerase II. The record is from RefSeq and is a predicted model, not a curated record. Gene Ontology annotation, cellular component: nucleus.
CUCCUCCCGGUCCUCCGCUCCUCCUCCCGCUGCUCUUCCUCCCUCCUCCGAGCUAUUUGCCAGCCAGCCUCGACGACAGACACCCAGCCAGCCGCUCGCCGUCCCGCCGCCGCCGCCGCUGCCGCGCGGAGCCUCGACGCCCUCUGAGCCCCGGAGCCGCGGACCUCUCGGACCGGGCGGGUGUUUUCCAGCUCGGCCGCCUCCUCUUUCAACUUUUUUUGAGAUUUUAUUUUCGUCCGUCUUUUGGACCGUCCGGAGGAGGAUUUCUACCCGUUUGUCUAACUGACCCUUGAAGAAAUAUGGAGAAAAUGGCCCGACCUGUCCCGAUCAACCCCGGGUUCCUGCCGCCGGCCCCACGGCGUGCAAAGUCCCUGCUGGAGAACCCGCUCAAGCUGCCGUUCCACCACGACGAAGGUGCGUCAGGCUUCGGGAAGGAGAAGGAGAAGGAGAAGAAGCUGGAGGAGGACAGCGCGCCGCAGUCGGCGUCUGGGCCGACGCUGUGGGACAAGACGCUGCCGUACGACGGCGACAGCUUCCAGCUGGAGUACAUGGACCUGGAGGAGUUCCUGUCGGAGAACGGCAUCCCGGCCAACACGGCGCAGGCCGACGCCGCCGCUGCGCCGCAGGCCGCCCCGCCGCAGCCCGCCGCCCUGCAGCAGGCCCCGCCCCCUCCCGCCCCGGCCACGCCCUCCGUGGUCGACCUGAGCAGCCGGGCCACCACCUCGGUCCACACCGGCCUGGCCCCCCAGCCGUGCCUGCACAGCCCCGCCGCAGCGCUGCCGCUGUCCCGCGACACCCCCAGCCCCAUCGACCCGGAGUCCAUCCAGGUCCCGGUGACCUACGACCCCGACCCGGCCGACCUGGCCCUGUCCAGCGUGCCCGGCCAGGAGAUGUUCGACCCCAGGAAGCGCAAGUUCUCCGCCGAGGAGCUGAAGCCGCAGCCCAUGAUUAAGAAGGCCCGCAAGGUCUUCAUCCCCGAGGACCUGAAGGACGAUAAGUACUGGGCGCGGCGCAGAAAGAACAACGUGGCGGCGAAGCGGUCCCGGGACGCGCGGCGGCUGAAGGAGAACCAGAUCGCCAUCCGGGCCGGCUUCCUGGAGAAGGAGAACGCCGCGCUGCGCAUGGAGGUGGCGGACUUGAGGAAGGAGCUGGGCCGCUGCAAGAACAUUGUGGCCAAAUACGAGGCGCGGCACGGGCCGCUGUGAGCCCCGCCCACUCCCGCCCCUCCUGGCCCUGGUUUGAAGGACUACGUGUCCCCCCGCCCCCGCCCCCGCCCCCCACCGUGUGAUUCUGGUAUAUAAGCUUCGAUCUGUUCGCUCCUCUUUCUCACUGUCCUGCUCGCGACGAUCCGCCGGUCCGUACAGAUCUCUAUAUUUCCACAGGUCAAAGGUCGAGUGAGGAGGACUGCAGGAUGGCGUCCGGCCACCGGGGGGAGCCUGCAGCCCCACUGCGCCCCCCGCUGGCCUGGCGCCGUCCUGCAGGACCAGAGUGACCAGCUGAACUUUAAAUGUAUCGUGAGGACUUUUGAGCUCCGCCCCCAUCCUCAGCCCCGCCCCCUGCUCUAGCCCCGCCCCCUGAGAAUCGAUGCCAUGCUGUUUGCUCUUCACUUUCAUACUGAUUUUAUAUGAGAUCAGAACUGAACCCCCCUCAGACCCUCAGCCCCCCCAGCCUCCUCAGUCCACACCCUCCUUGCUUUACGUCCUCCUCCUCCUCCCCUUCCUCCUCCUCUUCCUCCUCUUCCUCCCCUUCCUCCUCCUCUUCCUCCUCUUCCUCCUCUUCCUCCUCUUCCUCCUCUUCCUCCUCUUCCUCCUCCUCCUUGAUUAACCAGCCGUUCUCCAUCCUCCUUUCUUUCUGUCAAACCGGACACUGAGCAAUAAUUCCAGAGCUGACCCCUCGACCCCCACACCUUCCUCCUCCUGUAACCAGCCGACCCUAGUUGACCCCUAGUUGACCUCUGCACUAAUGCGUCUCACAAUCUGACCCGGUGUAAAGUUUCCUCUCUCUCUUUCUUUCCUCCUCCUCCUCAUAUUUAUCUCCCUUUUAUUUCUCAGAUGGAAGAUUGUUGUUUUUUAUAUAUAUAAAUAUGAAUAAAUCUAUGAAUCUGUAUUCUGUU